This is a messenger RNA of Ostrea edulis (European flat oyster), 4147 nucleotides long. Its product is annotated as BRCA2-interacting transcriptional repressor EMSY-like. The record is from RefSeq and is a predicted model, not a curated record. Gene Ontology annotation, molecular function: protein binding. Gene Ontology annotation, cellular component: nucleoplasm. Lineage: Eukaryota; Metazoa; Mollusca; Bivalvia; Ostreida; Ostreidae. The transcript is spliced from 25 exons. Gene Ontology annotation, biological process: regulation of DNA-templated transcription. Bases 22 to 3627 code for a protein of 1201 amino acids.
AAAACUAACCGCCUAUACAAUAUGGUGGACAAAAGUUCAGAUUAUUUCACCAUGUGGCCAAUGUUGUUAGAUAUGAGCAAAGAGGAAUGUAAACGAAUACUACGGAGAAUGGAGCUAGAUGCUUAUAGCUCCAUUGUUUCAGCGUUUAGAGCUCAGGGAGAUCUCACAAAAGAAAAGAAAAAAAUUCUACAAGAUCUUCAAUCCACACUCAGCAUCUCAACAGAGAGACACAGAGCAGAGGUCAGAAGAGCUGUUAAUGAUGAGAAACUAUCCACAAUAGCUGACCACAUGUGUGGACCAAGCACAGAUGCAGAGUGGAUGAUAGAAGGGAGGAGACUGAUUCCCCUGAUGCCCCGCCUAGUGCCACAAACAGCCUUCACAGUGACUGCCAAUCAGAUGGCUAAUUUACAGGCUGAGAAAAAUGCAGCCAUGCCAAGUCCAUCUAGAACAGGCAGCAAAGAGUUAAGCAGUAGCUCUUCCAGUCCACCCACACCUGUUAGUGGUACUGUCACCAAGGUAACAAGACCAGCAAGUCCAAAUUCCAAUGUGGUGGUACUUCCAAGUGGAAUGUCGAUUCACAUCAAAGGUGGAUUAAACACAGAAGAGGAGGAGGAAAUGCCAGCUAGAAAAAGAAGGAGAAGUCAGUCUUCAGAGUCCAUUAACAUUGUAUCCCCAUCAGCUGGUACUCAGACCCCCAGGGUCACCUAUUCCACGACCGCAAGCACAGCCUCAGGGAUGUCCCCCGUGAAAAUCACCAUCAGCAAGAGUCCCCAGACACGCCCACAAGUCGCAACAACAACUAGCCAGUCACAGAAGGUUAUUCUAGUAUCUAGUUCUGGACAAGCAUCCUCCUCCAGCAUUCUUCAUCAGAAGUCAAUCACAGUCCCAGUGGUUAAAACAACCAGCUCUCUAGGAACCACACCCAAUCCAAAGUCUUCUAACUUUUUACCAACCUCUGGGUCAUCAUCCAAUGGGAAUCUCAGCAAUAUAGUCACAAUGGCAACUCCCAUGUCAUCAACUUCAAAUUCUGCGACAACUGCUGUUUCAACAUCAACGAUGACCUUCUUGACUCCAACCGUCAGCAUUCAAAGGCCACGACCUAAAACUGUUCCUAGGCAGAGAUUUCCUGUGAGCCAGAGUCAGCAGAAACCGGGCGUGGUCAUCCCCAUGGGGCCACAACCUAUUCAACCUUCCCCACAGUCCAUGCAGAACUUUCAGAUAAAACCAGUGGGCAAGUCUCCCUCCACAAUUCAGAUCCGACAGGAGGGAGGUAUGAAGAUAAUUACCCAGAGCUUUCCUGGGUCAGGUGGGAGCAAGAUUCUACCCAAGCCAUCGCAGCUCCCCACCAGCUCUGGUACUCCUGUAGUUGUCGUCAGUCCAGGAGCAUCAACUUCCUCCAAUGUCACUAUGGUGACCAAACCCAUUACAUCCAUCGGUCAAGCAGGCACGAAGAUUUUAAACAUAACCACACAAGGUGGAAAAGUGAUCUCAACAGGAACAAGCCGUGGUCCAAAUGUUGUAACGGUGAAUCCUAAAACACUACAUCUGACAGCCGUUAAAUCCGCAACAGGUGGAAGUGGAAAACCUAAUGUAAUUGUUGUACAGAAGACCCAACCCCGGCGUCUCGUGGGAACACCUACCUCCACAGUAAGGGGAACAACUGUCAUCUCAAGUCCAUUUGAAAAGGAGUUGGUGAGUUUCCUACAGAAACAAGAUAGUACGAAACAUAUUGUGGUAACAUCACCCUCAGGAACCCAAAGACCUAUAGAGAGAAAAGUUAUUGUUACGACUCCAGGACAACUGGAAGCCACAAGACAGAGAGUUCGUAUCGAGAAUGCAGAAGGAAAAUUGAUCCAGGAUCUGAUUCAGGCAGCCAGUCAGGAUACGGAGGGUGGGGGUGAUGUCACCAUUAACCUUGAUGAAGCCACACUGGCUGCUCUGACAGGAAGUGCUAGUAGUCAGUCCGACACAGCGACCAGUAAAGGUACCUCAGGUGAUAAUCUCCCCAGCAAUGAAUGGUUUGAGUAUGAUGACAAUAACCCAUCCUUCCAGGCAGGGGUUGAUAAUGCUGCUGUACAGGCGCUUAUUGAGCAACAAAGUUCCAGCAAGCCAAAGGUCACUGUUCAAAGGUCUUCUAGUGUUGACAUUGGACAGUUGUCAGAUCAGCUUUCUCAGCAACAAUUCUACACAAUUGAACAAGCUAUGAAAAUAUUGAAUAAUCCAGAACAGAGUGAAGCAAUGAUGAUGGAAGAGAGUCAGGAGUCUACAUCAGAAGAGAGUGUUGUCAUAGAAACUGUAAACACAGCUCAGGGUCCUGAAAUCACAUCACAGAAUGAGUUAGAACAGAUUGCUCGUAAUCUGAAUCUUCAAGGAGAUCUGGACCCACAAACAGGAAUAUUCUAUACAGUGACAAACGCAGCAGGACAGACAGAAACUCGCAGACUCACAGCAGAGCCCAAAGUUGUUACAGAAAGUGCUCCCCAGGGGGAGGCAACCCCAGGUUCUAAAGCGUAUGAUUUGUUGAGCAGUUCACUGGCUCAAGCACAGAUAGAUCUAGAUCCCUAUCAGUUUAUUGAGGAGGAUGUACUCUCUGACAAAUCAGCAACAGGAAGUCAGGCUGACAGUGGAAUUGUGGAGAUUGCUACAUCUGGAGAAACGUCAGCUGACACAACCGAAGAGAAUAUAGCUGCAUCUGAUGUCAGUGAUGCCACUUCUACCAAAUCCCUUCAUACUACCACACUGAACACUGCCACAAUCAGAAUCAAACCGGGCAGUAGCUUUAUACCCAUACAGGAGCUAGCUAAAUCCUCCACCAUCAAUGUUACUCAAACACAGUUGGCAGCGGAGUGUGUAUCACAGGAAGACUUUAGCACAGAGACAGUUGAAAUGACAGGCACAACAGACUUCCUGUCCCAACCGGCUGCUCUGACAGAAGAAGUGCAGUUAGUGAUGGACUCGGCCUCGCUUGGAAAUCGCACCAUUCAGAGGACAGAGACUGUUACCGUGGAAACCACAGAAACUGUGGAUCCAACAGAAGUUAGUCUGGAUGAGUUUGUGGUCAUGGAUAAUCCCAUCCCAGGAACCAGUGUUGGUGAAACGCACAGUGUUGAUCCACUUAGUAGUUCUGACCCUACUGGCUUAGCUAGACUGGGCAAAAGGAAAAGGAAAGUUCCUGCUGCAUUAGAGGAUAGCCCCACCCCCCUACCUGGUGGUGGCUGGAACAGAGCAUGUCUGGGGUUAAUACAGAAAGUGAUGAAAUACCGAGGACUGAACAGACACAAAGAUGACCUAAAUGCCUCAACGUGGUUUUUAGAACCAGUGGAUCCAGAGGAUGCCCCAGAUUAUUACACAAUCAUCAAGAACCCCAUGGACUUUGGAACAAUAAAAAAGAAACUAGAGAGCCUAAGUUAUCCUGAUUAUGAGGAUUUCCAUUCAGACAUGCUGCUGGUUCGAGACAAUUGUCGUCUGUACAAUCCGCCUGGGAGUGUGGUUCGCGGGGACUGUGAUGAAGUGUUUGCCUACUACAUGUCGGAGUACGAGAGAAUAUUGGAAAAGUGGCAAAAAGCUCACAUCUCAUCACCCUCAUCCAAGAAAUUGAAGUUUGAAAGUAGAAGUCCUAAGAUGUGAACUGUGUCUUCAGGAACUCAAAUCCAUGUGCCAAAUAUCUUCAGCUUUUGAUGAGCUGAAAACUUGUACUGCCAGAUGUUUUCUUUUUUUCUGUUUGUCAUAAAAAAUAAAAUUUGAAUAUUUUUAUUUACAUAUUUUUUUUGUAUGAACUAUGAUAAGUAUGUAUGAAUUCCUCCACAUUUGAUAUUUUGUAUUCUGUUUGGUUAAAAACAUUGAUCCCCAUAUUCAUAAGGAAUACUAAGUUUGGUAUAAAAAGAAAGUUUUGUUAAAUGUCAUUGAAUGUAUAGUGCAAUAUAUUUUUAAUCUCAAAUUUUUAUCAAGCUUAGUGUCUUCGAAAUUGUUAUGUUCUAAAUGUCAGAUUUGUGUUUGAGAUUCUGUUGCAAUUUUGAAAUCAUGUUUUAAUAUUACCAGUUGUGAUUGACCAAAAAAAAAAAAAAUUUAAGUUGCAGAUCUACUAUGACAGAUUUGUAUGUGCAUCUAUUGUACAUGAUAUAGUUUUAACUAUAAAAUCUUAAAAUGA